AUGGAUGCGGUGACUAUUCUGUAUAACCUGGCGAGGCGUCGCCUCGCUGACCAUGCCCUGAGGUUGUUCCUGCCUUACCAAGGUACUAAUAUUGAACAUUGCAUCACCCUCCCAUACCUCGCUUCUGAACCGAUACAGUGUUUGCAAGUCUGUCGAAGAAAGCGACCGUUCUACGCAGCAGCUGGCUCUGUCAUUGCCUCCCAACCAUGGUUACCAAGGUUGCAGCAAGUGCAGGAGCACCAGAGCCAGUGCCAUUCUCACUAUGGUAGUUGCAAUGCUACGUUCUUUGGCACCGUUUUCAAUAUUUUCCGGCUUCCUAUCCCUUCGUAUACCCAACCAUGGCUGAAACGACCCGAGCGAUUCGAGCAAGAUGGGAUCGGUUCAGGUCCACAGUCGCCCACAACUGCGUUGCCCAGUGACUUCGAACAGUCAGACAGUUCCAGCUCAGAUAUAUUUAUUUGCUCUCCUCCUGAGCCAUACUUAUCGACCAUCCUCAGGACUUGUACUACGUUGCUGGAUUCACCGCCGCCGUGUCGUAAGCGUCAGAAACAAACCAGCAGAGACAAUAUGGGGUAUCUCGACAUGCCCCCUGAGUGGGCUAAGAUUCACGCUGAAGGCGCACGUACGACAUCAACAACUCUCCAAGCAGCAGCUUUCCCCUCGUUGUCACUGGAUCAGCCACGUCAACCUGCCGCUGCUCAGGCACCUUGCGUGGCCUCUAACAUUGUCGAUCUUACAGAACCGGAAGAGGAGGAAGACGAUCUUGAGUGGAUACCUUCAACUUCGACACACAUUGAUGCUCCCAACGUUCUUAGCGAAGAUUCCAGGAAGGCUAUCGAGUAUCACGUUGGGCACUAUACUCCAGAAGACGGGCCUACCGGAGACGCAGUCCGAGCUGAACGUUCGCGUAUGAUCAAGGCUGGCGUCCUCCCAAAACCCAAACACCCCCGUAAGCCGAGCAAGACUAACCCUGACUAUGAGUAUUACAUUCUCCUUCAAAUUCGAGUGCGGGAGCUCUUGGAGAAAAAGCGGGAGCUCGAGGUCAAGCUCCGUUUCUCUAGAGACACAGAUCACGCACUCCGCACCGCACUCAAAGCAUCAUCCACCAAACCACUCUCAACUCUCCCAGCAACCAAGGAAUCCAUACAGCUCCUCAAGAAAGAGAUCAUGUUGUUAACCCAAAGGAUUUGGUCGGACAAACACCAAGACGAACACGCCGCCAAAGCUCGACAAGACUUCCUCACCAAACACCCAAAGCUCAAGGAGCCAGAGACCAAGUACGCAUUUCGACGUGGCGCGGAAGAUGCGUUCCUUCCUACCUUUGGACAUCAUGACGACCUCGAUUGGAAAGCUAUGCAAGCCAUAGCGAAGAAAACCCAGACGCAGACUGAAGGCAGACGGCCUUACUCCGUAGCUGAGUGGCCUCGUCUGGACCGUAAAGAGGUCUUGCCUGGACCGGUCGUCGACAUGGAGGGGACAGACUUCUACACAGAGAUUACUGAUAACCUCCGAUACCUCGGCGGCUGCGUGAAACCAGAAUCGCGCCUUCAGUGA
Messenger RNA from Macroventuria anomochaeta, 1554 nucleotides. RefSeq lists its product as uncharacterized. The coding region runs from base 1 to 1554 and encodes 517 amino acids. The transcript has 4 exons. The record is from RefSeq and is a predicted model, not a curated record. NCBI's taxonomy places the organism in Eukaryota, Fungi, Ascomycota, Dothideomycetes, Pleosporales, Didymellaceae.